AAUAACGGAAGCUAACAGAAAAGGGAUGGAAGUGCUUCAGACCGCCUAGAAAACAUGGAUAUUUCGAAAGUGAUUUUUCAUCUGAGGGACAUAAAGGCAGAAAUGGUUGAUGCAUGGCAGGAAGAAUUUGCUCCUUACAGCAAUACCGUUAAGGUUAGAAAAGGCGAAUGAUUUCAUUUGAUACCAAAUUCUUUCAUAGAUGGCGGGCUGUUACUUAUACGUAAAACAGCCUGGUCUCGUCAACAAGUGUAAAAUCAAAUGAUUUUCCCUCAGAAGCGAAACCAGUGGGUUUAUUUGUAUGCAUAUAGUGGAAAAACCUGGCAUUUUUAAGUGAUCAAGGUUAUUUCGGGCUGGCAUUUUAACUAAAUUAAGGUUAUUUCGGGCUGUCAGCCCAACUGUGGUUUGGGUAAGAGAUAACUAGAUAAAUGCAAGAGCAUAAUCAUACCCGCCAUUAAGGAUGUGGACUUUAUUAGGAAUGCCAAUUGAAUGGGUCAAAUAUACAACCCAGGAAUAUGAAAUUUAAUCUGACCAAAUCCAGCUAUUAGACUACUGUAACACUUAUGGAGAGAAUAACACUUCUUGACACGUUUUACAAUUUUUUCAAACUUAGCUUUUGUCUUUUUUAAGAUUUGACAUUUCUUGACUUAAUUUUUGGUAGAUAUCCUGUGGAGACAUUUUUAAAGGGGCUCCUGCAGCAGAUGCUAUUGUGUCCCCAGCAAACAGUUUUGGAUUCAUGGAUGGAGGUAUUGACAUGGUAAGGCAUCAUAAACAAUUAUCUUAUUGGGGGCAGGUCCUAUGGAGAUUUGAAAAGCAAUAUUUAAAGUAUUGCAGAAAAAAAGGGAACUAAACAAAAGGGAUGUUGUAUUGAGGUUUUCCUGUAUGUAGUCCACAGGAUAGGUUCUUCAUUGCCAGGAAAAGUUUUCCACUCGAGGUCCUCUCCCUCCUCUUUCCUACAACUAAAACUUUAUAAUGAGUAUUAUCCACUGAUGUACCCAAAUAUCAUGAUUAUGAUAAAUUGCCACUUUCACUUAACAAAUAGCACCCUAGACACUCCCCUUUGGCCACCCCCUUUCACCUUGUCUAAUUAUCAUUGCCUCUGUUGUUGUUUUGAACCACAGGUUUACAUCAAUCACUUUGGCUGGCAGAUGCAACACAGACUCCAAGCAUUUUUGAAACAGAAUCAUGAUGGUGAACUACCUGUAGGUCUAGCUGUGAUUAUUGAGACACUGUCCCCAGAUGAUAAUGAGAAGAAGUUUAAAAAUCCUGAGUUUAAUGAAGGAAAACUUAUUAAGUAUCUCAUCAGCACACCAACAAUGAGAAUACCGAUGAAUGUUAGUGAUACUGUCAAUGCUUAUCUGGCAUUCAGAGCAGUCAUAAGAGCUGGUUAGUUUAAUGAACUUUAUAUAUAUUUCUAAGUGUAAAAUUUAAAGCCUGUAGUUAUCUGGAGGACUGCACAGGCCCUCUAUAUCUGAACUAACCUCUUUUUCAAAAUCACCAAGGAACAAGGAGUAUUGCUACUCUUCCCAGACAAAAUGGUAGUUCCUUGAAGGUCAUACCCCAUGCAGAUUUAUCAAGGUUUCCUGCACAAAUUGCCACCACUACCAUUUACAUGUAGACUCCCUAGGGGCAGGGGACACUGUGAGGGUGAAGCAUCUUGCAGGAGAACACAAGAUAUGAACGUAUGAUCAUGACUUGGGCUUGAAAUCUGACUAUGAAAUCUGGGGUCAAGGACACCUACUAUAAUGCCACUGUGUCACUUCAUGCUAGUCAGUCUUGUAUAGAAUUGAUUUCAGUUUGUAUUGAAAUGACUCAGCCCCCUCUACAACUUUCCAUCUAUUAGAAGUUAAUCAAGUUCUGCCGAUGGAGCCAUGCUAUGUUUUGUAAUACAGACCAAUAUGUUAGCAAAACAACCUAUGAGAUGUACAUAUAUGUGAACUGACCUGAGAUGUUGGCAAAAUGACCUAGGAGUUUAGUAAACUGGUUGUUAGCAAAAUGACUGUUAGGCAAAACAACCACAAACACAAAUGCUAGUGAUAGGUAUACAAACAUGAACUCAAGAAAAAGUGCCUGUUCUGUCAAGAACAAUUCUUGUUUGGAAUACUUGGUACCCAAGUGAAUAACAAAUAGUUACCAAUUUAGAAAACAAUGGAAUGAAAAGAAUACAACAAACCAAGGAAAUAAGAAAAGAAAUGUUCUUACAGCCUUUCUGGCUUUGAAGAACAUGGUUUUAUGACCUCAGCCAGGUAGCCUGUUCCAUACAUUUGUUGUUUGUGUGUAUGACUGGAAUUGUGGGAAAGCAAAACUCAUGGUGGGCUAAGAUAACCCCUGAACUUUGCCAUUUGGCCAAAGUCUGUUCUCAUCUCCACUGAACAAAUCAGAGAGCUUAGCAUGGGCUUCAGUCAGACCAACACCCCAACGUUAAGGCCCGUGUUUCUUUCUCCCAUUCCCUGCAAGUUUCAGAACAGGAAAAUAUUUUUCCUUUAACAUGUCAAUCUUGUCUGCUUAUUUUUGGCAGUAAAGGAACACAACAAAGCAGAACAAAAUACCCAGAAUCAGAUCACCAGUGUGUUGUGUCCUGGCCUUGGCACAGCUGUUGGCAGGAUGCCUCCUAGGAGAUGUGCCUUCCAAAUGCGGCAAGCCUUCGAGAUUUGUGCGCUGGAAAUGAAAAGUUCAUUGAAAAAUCCGAAAGCCCUGGGGGAUGUGUGGCAGCAUCACGAAUCCAUGCAGCACUAUAAAACUAAACUAUAGGAGGAGACGAAGAUACCUCUUACAUAUUAGUGAAGUGCAGUUCAUAAAGGCUAGAGACUAUUUACCUGAGUGAAUCAACGCCAAAUAUACGCACGUGUUGGCUGUACAAUGGACAACGUAUUCAAAUACUGGACGAGGCUUAGCCGGGCAAAAUACCCAGGAUGUGGAAAAGUUAAAGGACUUGUAUCAGGAAGACAUGUAUAUAGGGGCUAACUUGUAUAUACUAAUGCACGUAUAAAGGGGGUAAGUUUCUAAAGAAACUUUGGUGCUGCGUUGGUGGGAGAGUAUAACAGGGUAAUUUAGUAUCAUCAACUGACGAAGCGUUGUUCUCACGAAGGGCUAACCCCCGAAACGUCAGCUUUGAAACUCUUUACGGUGGCCAAUUUACGUUAUUAACUCGGUUGAUAAUUCUAAAUUACCCUAAAUGCGCAUAUAGCCUGAGUCAGUUGUAGUGGAGGCGAUGGAAUAAGGGGGGCAAGAGAAAAUCUAUGAGGUUAGUCCCCCACGUUUUCCCCACACUCCCAUCGUUUUUUUGUUAUUCAUCGCAAACAGGGUCCACUGUAGCAGGCAAAUGUAUAUGGGGAUUUUUUUCGGAGGGGGACAAAGCUGAAAAUGCAUUACUCUUUUUAAUCCUUACGUAGGUAUGUCUAAACGUUUUUUUGAGGUAUUUUUCAUGAUGUCAACUUGAAUUACCUUCCUUUAAGUAGAAGAAAUCAUUAAAACACUUCUACUAUUUGAUAUAUUUUAUGAACCGAAUACAGCUUGCGAUGACUGAUAGAAAUAGUUAAAAAUUUUGUUUGAAAACUUCGAUAGCAUGAUAAUAGCGUAAUUUUAUGUUGUUUAAAAACUUAUUUCUAUGUAAAAAUUGUCAUAUAAGUAGUUGUAGUAUUGUACAUAGUUUUUUAUACGUAACUUGAGUAAGUGAUUCGAUUUCAACUAAGAAAUAGACCCUAUGCUGCCACGCAUCUCUUCAGUAACAGAUCACAGACGACGUCACAAUGUGCUAAGAAAGGAAAUGGCACUGAUGUUAUGACCACAUUUUGACGUCAUCUGUGAGUUGUUACUGAACAGACUCACGACAACAUGAAAAUUAUUUGUUGUAUGUGAUAAAGAAGCACAGUCUUUUUAAUCAUUGAUCAUCUAUAAGAACCAAUUAGAGGGCGAAUGUGAUUCGCCUUAUUUUAAAAGUAAUAAGAGUUUUUGGAAUUUCAACUGACCACCAUGUAAGUAACGGGAGAAGUAAAUAAAUGUAUAUACAUAUAAUGUAUGAAAAACGAGAAUAAACCAAAAGACGGUG
Messenger RNA from Pocillopora meandrina, 4045 nucleotides. NCBI's taxonomy places the organism in Eukaryota, Metazoa, Cnidaria, Anthozoa, Scleractinia, Pocilloporidae. The record is from the annotation of a GenBank genome assembly.